AGGGCACAAAGGAGGCGCUCGCGAGCAGACUUCUGAGCGCUAAAAAGACAAAUGGGACACCCUACGGACUCGUAGACUUGGCGAGAACGCGCAAUUUAAGUCCACGAGACCGCAAGUGCGCCAUUUGGAGCAGGGCCAUAGACUCGUGCCGAGUGCCUUAUAGGUCUGCACUUCCUGACGUCACCAAGUGUGGACUAGGAGGAGGUCCACAAGACCGGAGUGCGCCAUACUACACCCAUACAUACUAUAUAGAACGUACUGUUUUAACGGUCGAUAGGUAGGUACUAUCUAGAGGGGAUACAGCUACCUCCACAGAGCUAAUCUAAUUUAUUGUAAUUUUAUGGCGAGAUUUUGCAUCACUUCCGGCCGUAGCUGUAUCUCUUCUUGCCUUAACAUCGAGCCUGGUCUGCUCAAAGUAGCUGCUUUGUAACUCGGUCAUUUCAUUAUUUUACCAUAUUUCAUCAGAAUGUUUUAUUUUGUUGCCAUGAUUUGUAUUAACAAAGCCUUCAGCAUCCGCUGCAGCAUGCCAGGACUGAAUCAUCGGUGCAGGUAAGCGUCAUGCGGAUGCUAGAUUCGCACAUUUGUUAAUUCACCCGAAUCCUCGAUAAGACACAAAUAAAUGAAUAACAUUUUUUUAGAGCCGUAACGUAUCAAAACUACAUCAAAUUUUUAAUGAAAACCUGGUACAUUUCCUAGUUAAAUGGUCAAAAUAUCAUUUAAAUCUCAUUUGUUAUAAUCAAUCAGUUAAAAAACGCAAUUAUGCACAUAAUUAUUACGUUUUUGUACUAUUGCAAUUAAUUACAAUAGUAUACUAUUGUUUGCAGAUCAAACUGACAUUAACUGGUUUUAAUAAAGUUUACCAAAACUCGAUUCGAAAAAAAGGUCCACUGUAAAAAUAGUAAAUACUAAACAUUGCAAACGAUCAAAACAGCAUUGCAUGCAUUAAAUUCAAUUACACUACAAAAAUAUAACAACUAUGAAAACAUAUGACAAAUACUGUUGUAACCAUUUUUAACAUUCUCUAAUUGUUUUUAAUAUUUUCAUUUUAACAAACUGUAUACAGUCGUUACAACCAGCAAUUAAAACUUAAAAUAACGUUCUAUGUUUGUGCUUUUGGAAAUGGACCUUUACAUUAAGCUUUUUAUUUGGAUGGUUGUCAGUGUAAUUGCUAUUAUGCAGUGCAUGCAGACAAAUGUGCUUUUUAACGCCUUGGUUUCACGUUAUAUUGAAAGCACAUACUGUAUGUAUUGUCUGUGUAGUCAGAUGUUGAUCUGAGAACGCUUUCAAGCCGGGGACACGUCACUGAAUCCAGUGAUUUCAGGUUUUUGGGCAAAAACUGAACCCCCAUUCCCCGCUGUGCUAAGAUUUAGGAUUAACGUUACCGUAGUUGCGGUAUUUUGUUUUGAUAACCGGUUGAACAAAUUUAGGGUUACAAGAGUAGUUUUCAGUUGAUAAUUUGCUAUGUUUUGCAUGAAUGGAGUGAAUUCCGCAUAUUUUCCAGGAAAUAAACAUAACGUUACGCAAUUAUUGAGAACACAAAUAUGUAUUUCGGGCUGCUUCCAAAACAAGAGAGAACUGUUGGAUUAAAAGAAUACUUUUUAUCCAUCUUAAAUGAAAAGAACCAUAAAAAACGCAGUUUGUAUUUUCAUAUUUUGUUCUAUUCUGUUCCUUUUGACAAGUGUGUGGUAAUGGCCAGCCAUGGCCCAAUGUAGUGCCGGCCAGGAGGAUGACAGAGAGGAACGGAAACCAUGGAUAAACACCUGUCCAAAUAUGUCCCUUACUUCACCCUGUUGGCACUGUCAGGACUUGUAUUCCUGCUGUGGAAUAUCACCACAGUGGAAAACUGGAACUGUCAGACAGCAUCUACUUUCUAUCAGCUUCAAAACAAUAUACAGUCUGUCUUGAAGACCUCUGAAAGGUUGCUUCCUGUGGCAUUCAACUAUUCGUACUGUUCACGCUUUGGCCAGGAGCCCAUCGAAGAGGAGGCCGGAGAGGAGGGUUAUCUUCUCAAAUUCAUCUCCUGGCCAGAGCCACCGGUUCUGGGACUCCCAUUACGUCAAAGUAGCGAUCCUGCACAAAGCUAUUAUAUAAUCCAAGACUCUGGGGAGCUGCAUGUUGGUGGGCAGCUGGUAGUAAAGGUGUAUGUCAACAAUUUUUUGGGUCAGCCUAAGAAACACGGAGGGGACUUCCUAGUAGCACGACUUCAUACACCAGAACUGGGGGCAGGUGUAGCGGGGCUGGUACGCGAUCACCGAAAUGGAAGCUACACUGUGUUUUUUCCACUGCUUUGGCCCGGUGUUGUGCUGGUGGAAUUGACAAUGGUGCACCCCAGUGAAGCUGUGAUGGUCCUCAGGCGACUGAGAGAGGAACAGUCGGACCGAGUAUUCUUCAAGAGCCUCUUCCGUUCCGGGUAUCUCUCGGAGACCACCGUUUGUAAUUUGUGUCUGCCGGUUAAACAGCAACCGCUUUGUAACUACACAGACCCCCAGACCGGAGAACCUUGGUACUGUUAUAAGCCCAAAUUGUUGGAUUGUGACACAAGAAUCAACCAUGCGAAAGGGGGAUAUAAAAAGUACCUUCUUACGCUAUAUGAGUCACAGUACUUUCAAAGUGAUGUAAAUAUAAAAAUUCCAAUACGCGCUGCAGGGACAGACAGUGUGACAGUUCUUCCUGCCGUUAAACGUACUGUGACACGUGGAAUCCCAUACACAUAUGUACAAAGUAAACGGAGACGCCUUGAAUUUACUCCCUCUGGGUUCUACCUCCGGGGGUUAUGGAGGCCUUUGAGUGGCGUUGUCAUGCGUCAGUUUAAUGACUCUUCUGCUGUAACGCAAUGUCUUAGAGGGAAGAAUGUGUACAUGUUUGGAGACUCCACUGUGCGACAGUGGUACGAGUAUCUUGUUGCCCGCGUCUCAGAGUUUAAGGAGCUCAACUUUCACAGCCCAAAAAAUGUUGGUCCAUACAUGGCAGUGGACACCAACCACAACAUCGUGUUGAGGUACCGCUGUCACGGUCCGCCGAUCCGGUUCACAUCCGUUUCCUCAGCUGAACUGCGCUACAUCUCUAAUGAGCUGGACAGUUUACGAGGGGGAUCGGACACGGUGGUCAUGAUUAGCAUCUGGUCACAUUUCAGCACUUUCCCGGUACAGGUGUACAUACGUCGGCUGAGACACAUCCGCAGAGCAGUGUUGCGGUUGCUAAACCGCGAACCAGCGACUUUGGUGCUGAUUCGCACAGCCAACCCCCAGAAAUUGGACCCAGAGUCUAGCUUGUACAACAGCGACUGGUUCUCCCAACAGCUGGAUACGGUCCUGCGGGUCAUGUUUAAAGGUCUAAAUGUCCGUUUCGUGGAUGCCUGGGAGAUGACACUUGCCCACCACCACCCUCAUCAGUUACACCCUCCACCUGCCAUCAUAUCAAACAUGGUUCACUUCAUCCUGUCACACAUCUGCCCGGUUAGGAAGAAGAGAAGGCGGGAUUUCCUCCCCAAGGCCAUCUUGGAAAAUGUCUCAUGAUUAAGAAAUCCGAGCCAUCAACUCAGACUUACAGCUGUACAUGAAUAAAAAAAACUAAAUAACAUGUAUAGAGAAAAAUGAUUAAUAAAUGAAGAGUGUGGUAUAUAAGAGUAUUACUAAAUAUCUACUGUAUGAGCAACAGGACGAUUUUUCUUUGCCUUGCUAAACAAGUAUUGCUUUGUUGUAAUGCUGCAUUCGCUUGUGGCUGUACAGCU
This is a messenger RNA of Triplophysa rosa, 3730 nucleotides long. RefSeq names its product neurexophilin and PC-esterase domain family, member 3 (gene nxpe3). The coding region runs from base 1749 to 3515 and encodes 588 amino acids. The transcript has 6 exons. NCBI's taxonomy places the organism in Eukaryota, Metazoa, Chordata, Actinopteri, Cypriniformes, Nemacheilidae. The record is from RefSeq and is a predicted model, not a curated record.